Molecule: messenger RNA, 5712 nt
Organism: Dipodomys ordii (Ord's kangaroo rat)
Lineage: Eukaryota; Metazoa; Chordata; Mammalia; Rodentia; Heteromyidae
Gene: Tubgcp6
Product: tubulin, gamma complex associated protein 6
Exons: 26
Coding region: 44-5344 (1766 amino acids)
Biological process (GO): spindle assembly; meiotic cell cycle; mitotic cell cycle
Cellular component (GO): centrosome; gamma-tubulin complex; spindle pole
Molecular function (GO): gamma-tubulin binding; microtubule minus-end binding
Source: RefSeq, a predicted model, not a curated record
UGGACGUUGCCCGCUCCCGGCGGCCCGGGCAGGGAAGGCGAGCAUGGCCGGCAUCACUCAACUCUUCGACGAUCUGUGCGAAGCCCUCUUGCCGGUCACCCGGGCCCGCCCCGGCCUGCGCAGCGUGGACCGGAAGAGAGCGAAGCAGACCCUCAAGAAGGUGGCCUACAAUGCCCUUUUCGCAGACCUCUUUCAAGAGGACACUCGUCAGCUGCGGCCCAACCUGCCGAAACUCCCAGUGAAAAACAAGGUCCUCAUGAUGUCCUUUGACUUGCGGGUGGGUGGCCUGGGCCCCGAGGCUGACCGCUUGGAGGAGCUCGUGGAGGAGCUGCAGGCAGCCCCUGGCUGUCCGUUUGUGGAGGUGGGGUCGGUGUUGGAACUCCUGGUUCAGCUGGCUGGCAGCGGCCCUCCUCAGAUCCUGCGCAGGAAACGAGACUACUUCAAGAAGCAUGCAGGUAGAAACGUUCCCUACAGCGGCUAUGAUUGCUGUGACCUGAGUGUGCUUGAGAUGGAUGUUCGGUCUCUGAUCUCCAGAGAAGGGUAUUUGUGUCAGAACAUGAUCCAGGAAACACUUCAGAUGAUGGAGGCUGCUCCAGGAACCCAUCUGCCCACCAUGGGGCACUUCUCAUUUGGUGACCCUUGUGGUGACAAGUUUGAGAGAGACACUCGGGUCUCACUUUUUGGUGCCCUGGUUCACUGCCGAACUUACGACAUGGAUGUGCGACUAGACCUGCCCCCAGUGCCAGACAGCGCAGACCUCUCUGGACUGGCCAUUAAGGUCCCUCAGAGCAUGGAUCAGUGGGAAGAUGAAGGGUUCCAGUCAGCAUCCAAUUUGACUCCUGAUUCCCAGUCUGAACCAAGCAUGACCCCAGAUGUGGACUUAUGGGAAGUUGCCCUCACAUAUGAGGCCAGCAAGCGGAGGUGCUGGGAGAGAAUCGGAUGUCCUCCUGGCCACAGAGAAGAGCCCUACCUCACAGAGGCAGGCAGGGACGCCUUCGACAGGCUCUGCAGACUCCGCCAAGGGGAGCUGCAGGUGCUCAGUGGGGGCCUUCUUCAGGCCCCCAGGCCUGUGCUAGUGAAGGAGAGCGAGCUGGUAAAGGAUUCACUGAACGUCCUUCUGGGAGUUGUUUCUGCCACAUUUUCCCUCUGCCAGCCAACUCAGGCCUUUGUGGUGGAGCGGGGCGUCCACGUGGCAGGCACCUCACCCGAGAGCAUCUGUAGCAUCCUGUCCCAGGUAGCUGAGUACGGGACCCACUACAUGCGCCUGAGCCACUUUUCUCUGCAGCCUGUCCAGGGCUCCAUGUGCAGCAGAGGCCUCGUGUUCCAGGCCUUCACCAGUGGCUUGAGACGGUACCUGCAGUAUUACCGGGCCUGCGUCCUCUCCACGCCACCUACCUUGAGCCUCCUCAGCAUCGGCUUUCUCUUCAAGAAACUAGGCAGGCAGCUCAGGUACCUAGCUGAGUUGUGUGGUGUUGGCACUGCCCUCCCGGGGACCACUGGAGGGGAGACCAGGGCUGCGUUCCCCACUGGAGUGAAGUUGCUGUCCUACCUCUACCAGGAAGCACUGGACAACUGCAGCAAUGAGCACUACCCAGUGCUGCUAGCCCUGCUGAAGACCAGCUGCGCCCCCUACACACAGUUCAUCCAUGACUGGGUGUACAGUGGGGUUUUCAGAGAUGUUUGUGGGGAGUUCAUGAUCCAGGUGAACCACGAGUACCUGGGCUGCAGAGACAAAUUCUACUGGACCCAUGGCUACGUGCUCAUUUCCAAAGAGGCAGAGGACUGUGUCCCCGUGUUUCUGAAGCACAUUGCUCACGACGUGUACAUCUGCGGGAAGACCAUCAACCUGCUGAAGCUCUGCUGUCCCCGGCACUACCUCUGUUGGUCUGAUGUCCCUGUACCUCGCAUCUCGGUGAUUUUCUCCCUCAAGGAGUUGAAGGAGAUUGAGAAGGACUGUGCUGUCUAUGUUGGUCGAAUGGAGAGGGUGGCCCGUUACAACUCUAUCAGCAAGGAGGAGAAGGAAUUACAUAUGGAAAUUGCCAAGCAAGAACUAAUUGUCCAUGCUCGGGAAGCAGCAUCCAGGGUGCUGAGAGACCUAAGUGACCGCCAGGUGUCUGAGCAGAUGGCCCUCCAUGCUCGGAAGCGGGAGCAGUUUCAGCGGCUGAAGGAACAGUUUGUGAAGUCCCAGGAGCGACUCCUGGCGGCCAGACUGGAGGAGAUGGAUGAUGACCUGAGCACUGCCCCAGAGCUCCGUGACCGGGAGAAGAGACUGAAGGCCCUGGAGGAGGAGCUAGAGAACAAGGCCAGGCAGGCGCUGGUUGACCAUUAUAGCAAGUUGUCUGCAGAGGCAGCUCAUCGGGAACAAAAGGCGCUGUGGAGGAUCCAGAGGCACCGCCUGGAAAGUGCACGACUUCGUUUCCUCCUAGAAGAUCAGAAGCAAAUCCAGGGGAUGCUGAGAGACAGGUCGGAAGCUGGUCAGCCCCAGGAGACGCUGGGUAUUCUCCCCAUCUCACAUGACCAGGUCACAUCUCUAGGAUCUGAGCUCCCAGAUGGAGGCUGUGGCCAUGAAUCAGUUCCCACAGAGCAGCAGGCCAAGCAGGAUUGCCUAAGCAGGCCGAGUGCACACACCCCACAGUCCCCUGAGUCUCGGGCAGUUGGGGAUGAGGGCUCCAGCUCUGAACCAUUUCCUGCUGCCCUCAACAUCGUGGAUUUCUUGCCUAUGGCAACGGGGUCUAAGCAGGCCGUGCCAGAUGCAGGAGCCCCCCUCCUGGAAGAGGCACUGCAGACCAUCUGCGCAGACCUCACCCCUGUUGCCCCUGGGCAGGCACCUUCAGCUACUGGCAUGCACACCACCCCAGUGGAGUAUGAUUUCAGUACUGUCCUGAGGCCAACUGUGGCCACUUUGCCUUCACCAAGGCUCUUUCAGACUAUCCAGGGUAGCUUGGGCAGUACAGAGCAUCCAUCAGGACACACACAACUGAAAUUGGAUGUCUGUGCCUAUAACACACAGAAGCCUCUACCUUACCUGCUCAGAUGUGUCAGUCCUGAGGCAGAUAGUCAGCCUAUACAGCAGCUCCUUGAGCAAAGGGCAGAGGCUGCACCCACAGAGGACUGUGCUUCUGGAAUGGCUCUGUCCCGGCCACGGUGGAGCGUCCACGGACAUGCAUCGGAUGCCAGCAUCAGAGUUGGGGAGAAUGUGUCAGACGUGGCUCCUGCCCGUCCACGAUGGAACGUCCACGGACAUGCAUCAGAUGCCAGCAUCAGAGUUGGGGAGAAUGUGUCAGACGUGGCUCCUGCCCGGCCACGGUGGAGCGUCCACGGACAUGCAUCAGAUGCCAGCAUCAGGAUUGGGGAGAACAUGUCAGACGUGGCUCCUGCCCGUCCACGGUGGAACGUCCACGGACAUGCAUCGGAUGCCAGCAUCAGGAUUGGGGAGAACGUGUCAGACGUGGCUCCUGUCCGGCCACGGUGGAGCAUCCACGGACAUGCAUCAGAUGCCAGCAUCAAGAUUGGGGAGAACGUGUCAGACGUGGCUCCUGCCCGGCCACGGUGGAACGUCCAUGGACAUGCAUCAGAUGCCAGCAUCAAGAUUGGGGAGAACGUGUCAGACGUGGCUCCUGCCCGGCCACGGUGGAACGUCCAUGGACAUGCAUCGGAUGCCAGCAUCAGGGUUGGGGAGAAUGUGUCAGACGUGGCUCCUCAGUUACUGCAGGACACCCAUGGGUGCAACUCUCAGUGCCCCAUGAUUCCAGGGGUGCUUUCUCCAGAAGCUGAGCCCAAAUCUCCCAGGUCCCCCCAGAAUCCUGGCCUUACCCCGGAAACACACAGCUCUGCUCUGAACUGUGGGCCACAGCUGCCUGAAGACGUGGGGCCUGCCUUCUACCCCUCAAGCCCAAGUGUUGUGGAGGGCAGCUUGCAGACCAGGCCCCCUGCUGCAGCUGAGCCCCGGGUUCUGGGAGAUCACAUUCCUGAAGAGCCAGGUCCAGGGGAGAAUGGAGACAACGGAGGCAAUGCAGACCUCUCUCCAGACCUGCCCAAGAACUCAGAGGAAGAGACAGUGAGCCCAGGCUGCAGUGAGGAGGCGGUGGACACAGAUGUGGAGGCAGAGGCCAGGCGCCAGGAGGAGGAGCAGGCUUACCUGGCAGGGCUUGCCCGGCUGUAUCAUCUAGAGCAGUACCCAGACAACUACGAGUCUCUGUCAGAGCCGCCUCUCGCCCACCUGGUUCACCACGUGCUUCCCCAGGCCUUCGCCCUCCCUGUGGACCCCCAGAUCCAGUCAGCUGUGGACGAGACCGUGGUCCAGCUGAGCGAGCUGCUGACGCUGCCUGUGCUCAUGAAGCGCUCCCUCACGGCACCGCUGGCCGCCCAUGUCUCCCUGGUGAACAAAGCUGCAGUAGACUACUUCUUCGUGGAGCUUCACCUGGAGGCGCACUUCGAGGCGCUACGGCACUUCCUGCUGAUGGAGGAUGGAGAGUUUGCUCAGUCCCUUAGUGACCUGCUCUUUGAGAAGCUCGGGGCCGGGCAGACCCCGGGGGAGAUCCUCAACCCGCUGGUCCUCAACUGCAUCCUGAGCAAGGCGCUGCAGUACAGCCUCCACGGGGACACCCCUCAUGCGGCCAACCUGUCCUUUGCCCUCAAGUACCUGCCCGAGGUGUUUGCCCCCAAUGCCCCAGAUGUGCUGAGCUGCCUGGAGCUCAGGUACAAGGUUGAGUGGCCCCUCAACAUCGUCAUCACCGAGAGCUGCCUGAGCAAGUACAGUGGCAUCUUCUCCUUCCUGCUGCAGCUGAAGCUCAUGAUGUGGACGCUGAAGGACAUCUGCUUCCACCUCAAGCGCACAGCCUUGGUGAGCCAGGUGGCCAGCUCUGUGCAGUUCCGCCAGCUGCAGCUGUUCAAACACGAGAUGCAGCACUUUGUGAAGGUCAUCCAGGGCUACAUCGCCAACCAGAUCCUGCACGUGAGCUGGUGUGAGUUCAGAGCUCGGCUGGCUGCAGUGGGCGACCUUGAAGAGAUCCAGCGUGCUCAUGCCGAGUAUCUACACAGAGCCGUCUUCAGGGGCCUGCUGACAGAGAAGGCCGCGCCGGUCAUGAACAUCAUUCACAGUAUCUUCAGCCUGGUGCUCAAGUUCCGGAGCCAGCUUAUCUCUCAGGCCUGGAGCCCAACCAGUGGACCCCGAGGCGCAGAACACCCCAACUUUGCCCUCAUGCAGCAGUCCUACAGUACCUUUAAGUACUAUUCCCAUUUUCUUUUCAAAGUGGUUACCAAGCUGGUAAACCGAGGCUACCAGCCCCACCUAGAAGACUUUCUGCUGCGGAUCAACUUCAACAACUACUACCAGGAUUCCUGAGGCCGAUCAGACUAAGCUCAGCAGGGCUCAGCUGCUCUAGCCGAGACUGUUGCUCCAUGCGUUCCAGCUCCUUUGUGACAUUUGCCUGGGUGCCAAUGAGUGCAAAGAGCUGUGGGUUCGAUUGUGCCAGCAUCAGCAUCAUGGAGAGUUGUCUGCAUGGAAGGGCAGCGGGGAGAACGCCUCAGCCAAGAGCAGCAGAGGGAUGGGGCCUGCCCGGCUGCGAGGCCUGGGUGGGCAGCCCCACAGAUGCUGCAGUCUGGCUGGAGAGGACAGGACAUUUGUGAGAGUCUCUAGCUACAUGCCACUUCCGCCCUGCUUGUAGGGAGGUCAUGUCCCUGCUCCCCACUAAAUUCCUUCCCGUAUGACCA